Mycosarcoma maydis (corn smut) is the source of this 2298-nucleotide messenger RNA. RefSeq lists its product as uncharacterized. Gene Ontology annotation, molecular function: RNA binding. The transcript has a single exon. The record is from RefSeq and is a predicted model, not a curated record. Bases 1 to 2298 code for a protein of 765 amino acids. NCBI's taxonomy places the organism in Eukaryota, Fungi, Basidiomycota, Ustilaginomycetes, Ustilaginales.
AUGGCGAGGAAGCAAAAAGAGCAGGUAGCUCCUUCAACUCAGCUCACUGCUACUGUCCCUCCUCCGGCCAACUUUGACACGGAGCUCGACGCUUUCUUCAAAGCUGCACCGCCAGUUCCCGCUCCUACCACUCGCACAGCCACAACGACGGCACUCCCAGCUCCCAGCUCCACAGCUGGUCCCUCAAACCCCAAAAAGCGCAAAGCUGCUCAGCAAACGGUGCAGCAAGAGCCCGAAGCGGACGAAUACCACAGUGACGAAGCUCUUAAAGAGGAGAAUCAAGAUGAUGAUGAUGACGACGAUGACGACGAUGACGACGACGACGACGUAGAGAUGGAAGAGGGCGAUGGAGACUUGUCCAGCGUCGAUGAGUCUCUAGAUGACGAAGGCUCUUUGCUAUACAGUGAGAGUGAACACCAAGACUCGGAAAAGGACGACCAAGAAGAGCAAGACAACAACGAGCCCUACGUCCCACCGCAGCAUGAGUCCGUCACCAACACACAGCCAACUCAGUCUGGAAAGACUCCGAAAAAGACCUUCAAAGAAGAGCACGAGCCGUCCGAGACCCGAGAUCAGCGCACCCUGUUUAUCGGCAACCUCCCCAUCGAGGCGGCUCAGUCGCGUUCCCUGCAGCGCAAGCUCAUCUCUUUCCUCGAGUCCUUCUCGCCCUAUCCCAUGAUCACCAAAGCCCAUGGCCUCCGCUUCCGUUCGGUAGCUUUCUCCGUACCCACAGUUCAUCCCGACCAAGUCAACGACGAAGAUGAGGACGCUGACAAGAAGAAAAAGAAGAAGGGCAAGGCCAAAGAACGAAGCCAGAACUACCGCGAAGCUGUCGCUGCCGUCGAAGGUGGAGACAAUGCACAAGCUCCAUUGACAGCUCAACAGAAGCGCAAAAUUGCCUUCAUCAACAAGGACUUUAACGAAAAGGCCAAGACGGUCUCUGCAUACGUUACCAUUGCCCAUCCCAAAGCAGUGCUCGAUCACCUGUACGACAUUGCACCACGCCAGUCCAAGCCCAAGAGUGCUGCCAAGACCCCAACACAACUCAUUCAGAUCGACCCACGACUCACGGGCUCCGUUCUUGCUGCUCUGAUCGCCUCGUUCGCCGACGGUCAAGACUUCCUAGGCCGUCAUCUGCGUGUCGACCUGGUCAAAUCCAUAUCGCCCGCUGAGGUGCUCUCCUCCGGUCUGGAAAAGGUCAAGACCUUCGAUGCCACGCUCACCGGCUCUACGAGCUCCAAUACGGACCUCAAGAGUACACUCUUCGCCGGCGGACUCGAUUUUGAGGUGGACGAGGAGGAAGUUCGUGCAUUCUUCGAAGCGCUACUCGUCGAGGAGCUUGGCUCGGCCGGCGACGCCGUUACCAUUCCCAUAACCGGUCUCGAUGGUGAGCCAGCAUCCAAACAGCUGCUCGAAUCAUUGUCGCGCGAGUUCCCCUUCAUCCUACCAGAGAAGCGUAAGGCACGCGAGACGGUCACACGCAAUGCCGAGUACGUCCGUUCGGUGCGCCUCAUUCGCGAUGCAGCUACCCAAAUGGGCAAAGGUUUCGGCUACGUCCGCUUUGUCUCGCAGCAGUGCGUUGAUGAAGUCAUGGCCAUCUACAACGCCGAGCAGGCGUUCUUGGAAUCCGUCAAGGGCGUUAAAGGCAGUCUGGGUGCCUCUGCUGCUAUUGCUGCCGGUGGAAAAGAGUUCAAACGUCGACUCAAGCUCAAAGGGCGACCGAUCCGUGUAUCCUACUGCAAGUCUCAGACCAAGACUGGGACGCCUGCGAACCGCAAGAAUCGAGGUGUUGCUGCUAAAGACGACGCUGGACAACAGGAGCCCUCGACGCCUCAGCGCAAGUCGCCUCGCUACGAGCGCUCGAGUGGCGCACCCACACCCAACGGCACAUCGCCUCAUGCGAUUGGAAAGCGUCAAAGUAUGCUUCCUGGAGCAAACAAGAUCGUGCCUGGCAGUCCUAGCUCUUUGCGCGCGGCUGGCGACCCGGCUGAGAUUGCCAAAAAGGCAGAGCUCUACGCCACGCUCACAAAGCAACAGCGCAAGCAGAUGAAAAAGGACGAUGCCGACAGAGUCAACCGUCGCAUGGCGAAGAAGAACAAGAAGCUAGGCGCGACGCAGCCGUCCUUCGGUAAAUUGGACAAGAGUCUGGCUGCCGAGGGAGCUAAAGCCAAGAGCAAAGAGAGGGUCAAACUGAAGCAGCCGGGUGGUGCAGGUGUACACGCAGCUAAGCGCUUCAGGAGCGGUGCAGGCCCCAGUAGCUCUUCCGCUGCAAAACCUCGGCCCAAGCCGAAAAUCUAG